Knipowitschia caucasica is the source of this 2664-nucleotide messenger RNA. NCBI's taxonomy places the organism in Eukaryota, Metazoa, Chordata, Actinopteri, Gobiiformes, Gobiidae. The record is from the annotation of a GenBank genome assembly.
AUGUGCGUCGUGUGGGGGACUGUGGGGGAGACACAGUGUGUGACGGAGAGAAAGAAGGAGGAGGAGGAGGAGGAGGAGGAGGCGCGCAUGCUCGCAGCAGAUGAAGAAAGAUGGAAGACUGCGAGAGCACCCGGAGCAGCGACUAUUCUCAUCCUGCAGCGGCCCCAUCCCGGAGCUGAUGAACUCCUGGAGGUGACUCAGGACCCAUUGACUCCCCGUGACACUCAGAGCAUCAUGGAGGAGAAAGAGGCCCCCACUCCUCCCCCUGAGACCCAGAGGACCAGGAGUCACAGGCGCAGUGAAGCUCCACACGACAUGGAGCCAGAGCCUAAGCCCCCAGCCCGUGCAGCCACCUCCCGCUACAGACGCCAAGGAGACACAGAGGCCCGGCUCAGGGCCCAGCAGCACCGGCAGCAGCGGCGACUGCAGAGAGAGGCCCAACAGGAACUAAGGAGCCACGAGGACGAGAGGGAGCGCGAUGACUCUGCUCUGGCCCGAUCCGCCAGCACCGAGAGCGGCUUCCACACUCACACUGACCGAGCCGAGGGGGACGACAGCCUGCUGCAGAGCACAGAGCCAGAAGAUGAGCCCCAGAGAGCUCCUGCCCCUGUGCCGGCCCCUGUGCCUGCUCCUGUGCCGGCCCCUGUCUCUGCCCCUAUGCCUGCCCCUGUGUCUGCACCUGCACCUGCCCCACCCGAAGACCCCACUGCGCACUACUGCAAGGUGAUGGAUUCCGCUGAAGAGCUGAGGGAACAUGAAACAUACUGUGAGCCUUACGACAUCUACUCUCCCUCUGAGCACGUGUACGAGGAGAUCUGCGAGGCGUCCGGCUUCUCUGAGCGCCAGAGACCGUCCAGCUUCAGGCUCCUGGAGGCUCAGUCUGACAGCGGCGAGUACCAGCAGGCCGUGGGCUUCCGGCUGCACCACUACGACGAGCGCUCCGAUGGUGAGUCCGACAGCCCCGAGAAGGAGGCAGAGUUUGCCCCAUACCCUCGCACCGAUAGCGGGGAGCUGGAGGAGGACGGAGACAGCAUCACGGUGGAGCUCCAGAUCAGCCUGAGCUCUCAAAGCCUAAAUUGUGCCAAAGAACUGCCCAGCAACGAUGUUCAGAACUCAGAGCAGCCGCAGCUGGAGAACCUUGCCCCAGGUGAAGACCACAAAGUGACUCCUGGAGGGCAGAGUUUGCAAGAGAAGAAAGACGCCAUUUCUUUGGCGAUAAAAGACAUCCGAGAGGCCAUAGAAGAGGUGAAGACCCGCACCGUGAGAUCUCCCUACACACCAGAUGAACCCAAAGAACCAGUGUGGGUCAUGAGGCAAGACCUGAGUCCCACUGCAGACUGUGAGCUGCACACACCACUAGAUGGCGACUCUCCUCGGUCUGGAUCCCCCUCUCCCUCCGGAGCAGAGGGCUCCAGCAGCCAGCUCCUGCCGGACGACAGUCUGCAUACGCCUUCCCCCAGAGAGGCUGGCAGGAGCAGGGUGUCCUUCCCCACGUAUGUAGAAGUUCCAGGCCCCUGUGACCCCGAAGACCUGAUCGAUGGCAUCAUUUUUGCAGCAAACUACCUGGGCUCCACACAGCUGCUGUCAGACAAAACUCCGUCCAAGAACGUACGCAUGAUGCAGGCGCAGGAGGCCGUCAGCCGCAUCAAGGCCGCACAGAAACAGGCCCAGAACAAGAAAAAGGCGCCCGAAGACGAGGCGUCCAUGACUGAGGUGGACCUCUUCAUCUCCACUCAGAGAAUAAAAGUGCUCAAUGUUGACUCACAGGAGACGAUGAUGGACCACCCCCUGCGGACCAUCUCCUACAUCGCAGACAUCGGGAACAUUGUGGUGCUGAUGGCCCGUCGCAGGAUGCCCCAGUCGGACUCCGAGGAGACCGUGGAGGAAGACAGCAAGCGGCAGUACAAGAUGAUCUGCCACGUUUUUGAGUCCGACGAUGCGCAGCUCAUUGCUCAGUCCAUUGGCCAGUCGUUCAGUGUGGCCUAUCAGGAAUUCCUACGGGCCAAUGGUAUUAACCCUGAGGACCUGAGCCAGAAAGAGUACAGCGACCUUCUCAACACUCAAGACAUGUACAACGACGACCUCGUCCACUUCUCCAAGUCUGAGAACUGCAAGGAUGUGAUAGUGGAAAAGAACAAAGGGGAGAUUCUGGGGCUGGUCAUAGUAGAGAGUGGCUGGGGGUCCAUCCUGCCCACGGUCAUAGUGGCCAACAUGAUGCAUGCUGGGCCAGCCGAGAGGUCCGGCCGCCUCAACAUCGGGGACCAGAUCAUGUCCAUCAACGGGACCAGUCUGGUGGGACUGCCCCUGUGCACCUGCCAGAGCAUCAUCAAAGGUCUGAAGAACCAGUCCCGGGUGAAUCUGAACAUAGUGCGCUGUCCUCCUGUGACCACAGUCCUGAUCAGACGCCCUGACUUGCGCUACCAGCUGGGCUUCAGUGUGCAGAACGGCAUUAUAUGCAGCCUCAUGCGAGGGGGCAUCGCUGAGCGGGGAGGGGUCCGAGUGGGACAUCGUAUCAUUGAGAUCAACAGUCAGAGCGUUGUGGCCACGACUCAUGAGAAGAUAGUGCACAUCCUCUCGAACGCUGUUGGGGAGAUCCACAUGAAGACGAUGCCUGCUGCCGUGUACCGCCUCCUCACGGCGCAGGAGCAGCCCCUCUACAUCUGA